AUGUUCAAGCUCGGCCGCAACCGCGCAUUGGCUUCUGCCUUUGCUGCCGCCUCCAAGGCUCCCCUCACCUCCAGACUCCCCAGCGUUUCCCAACAACAAAGGAGAGCCCUCAGCAUUCACGAAUACCUCUCUGCUGAUCUCCUCCGGAAGUAUGGCAUCGGUGUCCCCAAGGGUGAUGUUGCCAGGUCCGGCGCCGAGGCUGAGGCCAUCGCAAAGAAGAUUGGCGGCGAGGACAUGGUCAUCAAGGCCCAGGUUCUUGCUGGUGGCCGUGGAAAGGGCACCUUCGACAACGGCCUCAAGGGCGGUGUUCGCGUCAUCUACUCCCCCACCGAGGCCAAGAUGUUCGCCGAGCAGAUGAUCGGCCACAAGCUCAUCACCAAGCAGACCGGCCCCCAGGGCCGUCUCUGCAACGCCGUCUACAUCUGCGAGCGCAAGUUCGCCCGCCGCGAGUUCUACCUCGCCGUCCUCAUGGACCGUGCUUCUCAGGGCCCCGUCAUUGUUUCGUCGUCCCAGGGUGGCAUGGACAUUGAGGGUGUUGCCAAGGAGAGCCCCGACGCCAUCCACACCACCUACAUCGACAUCAACGUUGGUGUCACGGACGAGAUGGCCCGCGGCAUCGCCACCCAGCUCGGCUUCAGCGAGCAGUGCGUCGAGGAGGCCAAGGACACCAUCCAGAAGCUCUACAAGAUCUUCUGCGAGAAGGAUGCCACCCAGAUCGAGAUCAACCCCCUUUCCGAGACCUCUGACCACAAGGUCAUGUGCAUGGACGCCAAGUUCGGCUUCGAUGACAACGCUGAAUACAGGCAACCCGACAUCUUCAAGCUCCGCGACACCACCCAGGAGGAUCCCGAUGAGGUUCGCGCCGCCCAGUCCGGCCUCAACUUCAUCAAGCUCGAUGGUGACAUUGGCUGCCUCGUCAACGGUGCCGGUCUCGCCAUGGCUACCAUGGACAUUAUCAAGCUGAACGGCGGCCAGCCCGCCAACUUCCUUGACGUCGGUGGUGGUGCUACCCCCGCGGCCAUUAGGGAGGCCUUCGAGCUCAUCACCAGCGACCCCAAGGUUACCGCCAUCUUUGUCAACAUUUUCGGCGGUAUCGUCCGCUGCGACGCCAUCGCCCACGGUCUCAUCAACACGGUCAAGUCUCUUGACCUCAAGAUUCCCAUCAUUGCCCGUCUCCAGGGCACCAACAUGGAGGCUGCCCACCAGCUCAUCAACGACUCUGGCAUGAAGAUCUUCUCCAUCGACGAUCUCCAGAGCGCUGCUGAGAAGUCUGUCCAGCUCUCCAAGGUUGUCAAGAUGGCUCGUGACAUUGAUGUCGGCGUUGAGUUCACCCUUGGUAUUUAA
Neurospora tetraspora is the source of this 1344-nucleotide messenger RNA. RefSeq names its product ATP-grasp domain-containing protein. The transcript has 4 exons. Gene Ontology annotation, molecular function: succinate-CoA ligase (ADP-forming) activity; metal ion binding; ATP binding. The record is from RefSeq and is a predicted model, not a curated record. Gene Ontology annotation, cellular component: succinate-CoA ligase complex; mitochondrion. Gene Ontology annotation, biological process: succinyl-CoA metabolic process; tricarboxylic acid cycle. Bases 1 to 1344 code for a protein of 447 amino acids. Lineage: Eukaryota; Fungi; Ascomycota; Sordariomycetes; Sordariales; Sordariaceae.